AUGAGUAAAUAUGGAACUCUGGUCAUGGGCCCAGCAGCCUCAGGCAAAUCUACCUUUUGCACCGCCCUCAUCCAGCACCUCCAAAACAACAAGCGUCCAUGCUUCUACGUCAACCUCGACCCCGCCGCCGAAGACUUUGCCUUUGAGCCCGACCUCGACAUCAAAGACCUCAUCUCGCUCGAAGAUGUCAUGGACGAGAUGGGCCUCGGCCCCAAUGGUGGACUCAUCUACUGUUUCGAGUUCCUCAUGGAGAACCUCGACUUCUUAACCGACCCGCUCGAAGAGGUCACCGAAGACUACCUGAUUGUCUUCGACAUGCCCGGUCAGAUUGAGCUGUACACACACGUGCCUAUACUCCCGAAUCUCGUCAAGGUGCUGAUGCAGGGCUCGCUCAACAUGCGCAUGUGCGCUGCCUACUUGCUCGAAGCCACCUUUGUCAUCGAUCGCCCCAAGUUCUUCGCCGGCACGCUGUCUGCCAUGAGCGCUAUGAUGAUGCUGGAGAUGCCGCAUAUCAAUAUCCUCAGCAAGGUGGACCUGGUCAAGGGUCAGGUAGCCAAGCGUGACUUGAAGCGCUUCGUAGACGUCGACGCCGAUCUCAUCGAAGACGACCCAGCACGCAAGAGGACGUCCGAAGACGAGGAAAACAAGUACAAAGAUCCUGCGGCGACGGAGAAUCUAAUGAAUGGUUCGGCCUUCCACAAGUUGAACAAGGCCGUUGCGGAGCUCAUUGACGGCUUCAGCAUGGUCUCUUUCCUCAAACUGGAUGUCCAGGACGAGGAUAGUCUGGGCUUCAUACUCAGCUACAUUGACGAUGCCAUUCAGUUCCAUGAAGCCCAAGAGCCCAAGGAGCCCAAGGACUUUGGUGCUGAGGAAUAA
Plenodomus lingam JN3 is the source of this 876-nucleotide messenger RNA. RefSeq lists its product as uncharacterized. Gene Ontology annotation, molecular function: GTPase activity. Lineage: Eukaryota; Fungi; Ascomycota; Dothideomycetes; Pleosporales; Leptosphaeriaceae. The record is from RefSeq and is a predicted model, not a curated record.